AUGGAGUAGGGACGUAGGUUUGAACGCUCCCGCUCUGACCCGACAUUUCAAUAACUUUUUGUAACCCGUGCCGGCUCAAACUCAGAGCAUUCAGUCGCCCUCAUUUUCUGACUAAACUGAUGGCAUCUGGGACCAGACAGGCGAGAGAUAAAGACGCCAGGAAGGAGGAUCCUUCCUCCGCUAGCCACAUUAGCAUGUCGGCUCUGACUAGCUUGCUUGAGGAACAUCGUCAAUCAGUCGCUGCUGCGAUUUCGGCGGAACUGAAAUCCGCGUUUUCCUCCCUCGAAGUCAAGUUGGACUCUUUACAGAGCACUGUGAGUGACUUUGGCGAGCGACUUACGAACCUCGAGACUAAUUUUGGCAUAGCUGAGGAGCGCAUCCACACGCUUGAAGUUUCGUGCGCUUCGCUAGCUGAUACCUGUAUGAAACUUAAAGCUCGGAAUGCAGACCUGGAGGGGCGAAGCCGGCGAAAUAAUAUCCGGAUCAUCGGUCUGCCAGAGUCGGUGGAAGGUCCAAGACCCACAGAUUUCUUCGCAGAGUCACUCAAGGAAAUUUUUGGUGCACGCCGGAAUUGGACCGGUGUUCUGCCAGACCAGCAUGCUUUACCGGCUCUGCUCUAUCCGGCGAAGCUCCAGAUUACCAAGAAAGACGAUCUGUAUGUCAGCCAAGCCCAUUGUCCUGAGGACCAAGAGUCUGCACGCAUCAAGGAGGAGGAAGAGUCCGGACCCAUUCAAGGUUUCAGCAGAUAUCUUGGUCCUGACACUCAACAGCUAAAGAGAGAAGUACAACUUCCAAUCAAACAGGAGGAGGUAGAGCUGCCAAACGUUAAAGACGUGGACGAUAUCACCAUGUCGACUGGUGAGCCCUUGAAUAGCGAGGAUGGUCCGAGUGAGACCAGCAGAGGGACGGAGCCUCCAAGCAGCAGCUCAACAGAAGGAUCGCAAGCACACAUUUUCAUCGCACCAUCAGAUGGAAAUGGUGCCACGUCACACUCACCUUACAAAGAUGACUGUCAUAAGAAACCUCACCAUGUAAAAACCUAUGCUUAUAACUAUACUUGUCGUAUGCAUAUGAGGAGCCACACUGGCGAAAAACCUUUUUCUUGCUCAGUUUGUGGUCGAGGAUUCACUCAAAUGUACGACUUAAAAGUACACACAAGAACUCACAUUGGUGAAAAACCUUUUUCCUGUUCAGUUUGUGGUCAAGGAUUCAGUCUUAAGAGUACCUUAAAAAAACACACAAUAACCCACACUGGCGAAAAACCUUUUUCCUGCUCAGUUUGUGGUCAAAGAUUCGCUCGAAAUUACAAUUUAAAAGAACACACAAGAACACACACUGGUGAAAAACCUUUUUCCUGUUCAGUUUGUGGUCAAGGAUUCAGUCUUAAGAGGAACUUAGAAGCACACACAACAACCCACACUGGUGAAAAACCUUUUUCCUGCUCAGUUUGUGGUCAACGAUUCACUCGAAAUGACAACUUAAAAGUCCACACAAGAACACACACUGGUGAAAAACCUUUUUCCUGUUCAGUUUGUGGUCAAGGAUUCAGUCUUAAGAGUACCUUAAAAGAACACACAAGAACCCACACUGGUGAAAAACCUUUUUCCUGUUCAGUUUGUGGUCAAGGAUUCAGUCUUAAGAGUACCUUAAAAGUACACACAAGCACCCACACUGGCGAAAAACCUUUUUCCUGCUCAGUUUGUGGUCAAAAAUUCGCUCGAAAUUACAACUUAAAAGUACACACAAGAACACACACUGGUGAAAAACCUUUUUCCUGUUCAGUUUGUGGUCAAGGAUUCAGUCAUAAGAGUACCUUAAAAGAACACACAAGAACCCACACUGGCGAAAAACCUUUUUCUUGCUCAGUUUGUGGUCGAGGAUUCACUCAAAUGUACGACUUAAAAGUUCACACAAGAACACACACUGGUGAAAAACCUUUUUCCUGCUCAGUUUGUGGUCAACGAUUCACUCGAAAUGACAACUUAAAAGUCCACACAAGAAAACACACUGGCGAAAAACCUUUUUCUUGCUCAGUUUGUGGUCGAGGAUUCACUCAAAUGUACGACUUAAAAGUCCACACAAGAACACACACUGGUGAAAAACCUUUUUCCUGUUCAGUUUGUGGUCAAGGAUUCAGUCUUAAGAGUACCUUAAAAGAACACACAAGAACCCACACUGGCGAAAAACCUUUUUCCUGUUCAGUUUGUGGUCAAGGAUUCAGUCUUAAGAUUACCUUAAAAGAACACACAAGAACCCACACUGGCGAAAAACCUUUUUCCUGUUCAGUUUGUGGUCAAGGAUUCGGUCUUAAGAGUACCUUAAAAAAACACACAAGAACCCACACUGGCGAAAAACCUUUUUCCUGCUCAGUUUGCGGUAAAGGAUUCCGUCAUCGGAGGACCUUAAAAGAACACAUAAGGACCCACACUGGCGAAAACCCUUUUCCUGCUUAGUUUGUGGUCAAGGAUUCACUCAAAUUCAACACUUAAAAGUACUCACAAGAACCCACACUGGGGAAAAACCUUUUUCCUGUUCAGUUUGUGGUAAAACAUUUGCUCACAAGUAUCGUAUUAAGAGACACGUGUGUAUUGGUGUGAGAAGCAGUGGCCAAUGACUGUUUUGCCUGUCAUCCAUGCUGCCUUCAUCACAUUGUGCACGCAGGUCAAUUGUAGUCCGUAGAGUUUCCUUAAAUCCUGUUGAGGAUUGGCAGUAUUGGUGCCUUACAUGUGCUUUGUCCAAUCCUUGUAUGAUGCGGAUCGACAGUAUUGCCAAAAGUACUGGCUCACCUGAUUUAACGCUCAUGUUAAGAGGCAUUAUUUAUACAAUACUCUCCCUCUUUCAAACUACACUUUUUACAGCUAAUAUUUGAAACGGUAGACCCCAAAAUACAAAAAUUCUAAAUCCUUUAUCCUACCUAAUUACAGAAAUAUGGAAAAUAUGGAAAUAUGGAAAAUUAUGAUUGGCUCACAAAUAUUAGUUUUUUUUGGGAGGGGUGAUUCCAUAUAAUUUAAAAAGUAACAAUUACUACUAUUGAGUGACAGUGACAUAUUAGGACAGAGUAUUGCGGCCAAAUAAAGGGAGGGGGAAAACAUGACUACGAGAUUAAAGUUGUACCCUUGCUACAAGACAUAAAAGUCGUAUUAUUAUGUAGGGGCAAUGGAGCUUAGCUGGGAGCUCCGACAAAGCAUCAGUAAAAACCUUCCAUUGAUUAUAAUUUGAUGUAGAUGAGCUAAAAGAUAACGGAUUUCCUUAUUUUGGAAACUGAUUCUUAAACACAGCCUCGCGAGAUGCUUUCAUUAUCGUUGACUGAAGUGGAGGCGGCAAAGCGCUACAGAAAGUACGUGGCUGCUUAUUCAGCUACAUUACCCCUACGUCACAGGACGACUUUUUUUCCUCGUAGUAACAGUACGACUAUAAUCUCGUAUUCCUCUUUUCUUUAUUUUGGCCUAAUAUUUUUUCGUAAAAUCGGACAAUGAUGAUUAAAAUUGUUUAAGCUUUUAAUCAUUCCUGCCCCCGUCGAUGAAAAUCUCGACUCUGCUUCGAAUUUUAAAGUGCUAGUUCUUCACUGUGCUUGUUAAUUUCAUUCAUUAUAAACAACUUUUUAUUCUGUCCUAGCCUCCUCUUCCCUUUGUUUAGAACAAGCCUAAUUAUAACUCAAAACUCGGUGAAACCGAUACUUCGUUACCAAAUUGAUUCUAAGAUUCAGAAAAUGAGACGGGACUGCCUUUUCUGCAAUACCCGAAGUAUCGCCGGUACCGACGAGGCAGAUCUGGCCGCUUUUUUCGUGUGGCAUACGAGGCUGCACAAGUUGCCCGACAAGCGGUCAAUUACACUGCUCAAAUGGGGGUUGUAAAUGAGCGGUUAUAUGGCAACCCACGCUGUGCUAAAGAAAGAGAAAAACAGUCAACGUGUGCAACAGGGUAGUGAUAUGUGCAUUUAUGUAUAUAUAUAUAUAUAUAUUUUUUUUUUUUUUGUAUUGUACUUUUUUUAACACCUAAGCCUAUUUUUUCCAAAUCUGCAUACCUUUGAUGUUGCCUUUAUAUUUCAAAGAAAAAACAUCAAAAUUCAUAAAUCACAAACAAUGAGGUCAAAUGCUGCUGGCAUUAACUAGUGCAAAAAAAAUGUAGACGGAAACACUGUGACUUCACCUUUUUAACAGGAGUCAAAACAAUUCUUAUUCUUUUUGUGGUAUGUCAUUGUCUAUAUUGUUCUAAAUGUUAAAAUGAAUUGCAAUGUCCCGGACAACCAUUUUCAGAAUACUUUGUGUGAGUUCAGAUGCUUUUUCUGGUGGGCAUUCCGCAUUUUUGGGGGAGGGGAAAACUGUGUCAACUUUUGUUUGUUUUAACCUGAAAAUAAAGUAGAGGGCACACUGAAAUAUUACCACAAUUAUUUUGAAUGAAAGGCACACAUACUCACAGUAAGAAAAAUUGAAUAUAUAGUAUUAAUUUUAUAGUAUACUAUAUAUAUAUAUAUAUAUAUAUAUAUAUAUAUGGCGGAAAACACUCAGGUGAUUUAAAGUUCCGCUCUGAGACCCCCAAUUUAGCCAACUUUCAAAAUUAUCCGAUAUGCAUGUGUGAUACAUCAUUGGAAAGCUUAAAAUCUCAAUUUUCUGGGGGAAUAAAAAUUUUGAACAGGAGGGCUUUUUUUUUUUUUUUUUUUUUUAAAUGUUUUUUAAACAGCAAAACUCCAUCGGGAGGCGAGAGCAGAAUUACAGACACCAUAACUUUAACGAGAUAUUAUCAAGUGCUUACAUUGUUUCGAUCCAAAUACUCCAUGUAGCAUGUAUCACUGAGUGUCAAGACUCAAGACACAGCUGUGAAUGGCCACAGCUGGAUUUUUGGGGGAUUUUAUGGGUGAAACAUGGUAAUUUAACAAGGGUCGCGAUGCAGAAAUCGCAGAAAUCAAGUAGUGGUCGAGUUUCUUUUUCAUAUAUUUACCCUUUUCAACGUUUUUUUUCAAAUUUUUUUUUGUUUGGGUCAGUUUAUCAUCUAACAUCGGAGAAAAUGCGACAGUAACAAAAAAAAUACACUUAAGCGAUAGUUAUGAGGUAGAUAUCAGUGACUUUUUUACAGACGCCAUUUUGUUCAUUGUGACAUAAUUUGUUUAAAAGUUUAAAAUAUGUGAGUAAAUAAUUUUUGAGUCGUUUUUUUUUUUUUUUUAAACGA
This is a messenger RNA of Corythoichthys intestinalis (scribbled pipefish), 5165 nucleotides long. Its product is annotated as oocyte zinc finger protein XlCOF6-like. Gene Ontology annotation, cellular component: nucleus. The coding region runs from base 120 to 2453 and encodes 777 amino acids. Lineage: Eukaryota; Metazoa; Chordata; Actinopteri; Syngnathiformes; Syngnathidae. The record is from RefSeq and is a predicted model, not a curated record. The transcript is spliced from 3 exons. Gene Ontology annotation, molecular function: RNA polymerase II cis-regulatory region sequence-specific DNA binding; DNA-binding transcription factor activity, RNA polymerase II-specific. Gene Ontology annotation, biological process: regulation of transcription by RNA polymerase II.